This is a messenger RNA of Scutellospora calospora, 173 nucleotides long. The record is from the annotation of a GenBank genome assembly. NCBI's taxonomy places the organism in Eukaryota, Fungi, Glomeromycota, Glomeromycetes, Diversisporales, Gigasporaceae.
GUCAUAUAUUCUCUCGCGCAAUUACAUUAACAUUUGUUGAUUUUUCUGGAUUUAUAAAGGAUAUUGAAAAGAUGAUAUUAAACAAUCAAACCCUGUUGCUUGAAGCAUUGUAUAUGUGGAAUAAAUACGUCUUAGAAUAUUAUUUUAUGGAAUACUAUAACAAUGCUAAAAAG